This is a messenger RNA of Talaromyces amestolkiae, 1014 nucleotides long. RefSeq lists its product as uncharacterized. The transcript is spliced from 9 exons. Gene Ontology annotation, biological process: mitotic recombination; DNA recombinase assembly; reciprocal meiotic recombination. Gene Ontology annotation, cellular component: nucleus; condensed nuclear chromosome. The coding region runs from base 1 to 1014 and encodes 337 amino acids. Lineage: Eukaryota; Fungi; Ascomycota; Eurotiomycetes; Eurotiales; Trichocomaceae. The record is from RefSeq and is a predicted model, not a curated record. Gene Ontology annotation, molecular function: ATP-dependent DNA damage sensor activity; ATP binding; double-stranded DNA binding.
AUGCCUGCCUCUGAAGUCAGCGACGACUCAGACCUUGAUGACUUCAUCAUUGACAUUGACAACAUCGAAGCUCAUGGCAUUGGAGCAGCUGAUGUCAUGAAGUUGAAAGCUCACGGUUAUUUCACCGUCGCUUCUGUGCAUGGUGCGACUCGCCGGACUUUGCUCAAGAUCAAAGGGUUCAGUGAGAUCAAGGUCGAGAAGAUCAAGGAGGCGAUUCAGAAAUGCCUGCCAACUGCAAAUGGUUUCAUUACUGCUAUGGAACUCUGUCAUCAGCGAAAGAAGGUUUUCAAAAUUUCGACUGGCAGUAAGCAGUUUGAUAGUAUCCUCGGAGGCGGCUUUCAAAGCUCGAGCAUCAGCGAAGUCUACGGCGAAUUCCGCUGCGGCAAAACCCAGCUCUCCCACACUAUGUCCGUCGUCGCUCAACUACCCAGGGAAAUGGGCGGUGGAGCAGGGAAAGUGGCGUAUAUCGACACCGAGGGAACCUUCAGACCUGAUCGUAUAGCGCAGAUCGCUGAACGCUAUGGUCUCGAUGCCGAGUCUACACAAGAGAACAUCUCUUAUGCACGUGCCUUGAACAGCGAGCAUCAACUUGAGUUGCUGAAUACGCUUUCGAAGGAGUUUGCGGGAGGUCAAUAUAGGCUUCUUGUCAUUGACAGUAUUAUGAACUGCUUUAGGGUUGACUUCUCAGGUCGUGGGGAACUUGCUGAACGACAGCAGAAGCUCAAUCAGUUUCUUAUCAGGCUGUCUCAUUUGGCUGAAGAGUUCAAUGUAUGCGUGUUAAUGACCAACCAAGUACAAAGUGAUCCCGGAGCCAAUGCUCUCUUUGCAGGCGCUGAUGGCCGCAAGCCUGUGGGUGGACAUGUUCUUGCUCAUGCCUCUACAACACGAGUCCUGCUGCGCAAAGGCCGCGGUGAUGAGCGAGUUGCCAAGAUACAGGAUUCACCAGAUUGUCCCGAACGCGAGGCGACGUAUGUCAUUACCAAUGGCGGUAUCAACGAUCCGGAUAAGGUUUGA